Molecule: messenger RNA, 2880 nt
Organism: Ambispora gerdemannii
Lineage: Eukaryota; Fungi; Glomeromycota; Glomeromycetes; Archaeosporales; Ambisporaceae
Source: the annotation of a GenBank genome assembly
AUGUCUUUAGUUGAUGGCCUUUCACAUUUCGUGCUCGCAGCACCAGACUCUGGUCUAUUUGAACAAUGUGUAGCGUUUUAUACUUCAUUGGGCUUUGAGACUGUUGUUAAUAACAGUAGCAAUAUUAAAAUUCAUGGCAAAUAUGGCAGCUAUACUCCAGAAUGCGUAUCCUCGCAAGAAACAUGGUUGCAUUUAUUUGGAAAAGAAGCUGCACCUGAUAUUACUAUAAAAUUGAUUUUAUCGCCAAAUGCUGUGGUAAAAGAGGAGAUUCCUGUAGAAAAUAAUGAUGAUUGGAGGGAACGCAAUGUGUGUUUUGUUGCUGUGUCGCAAAAUAUUGCUGUUCUCGAAUCAACUCUAAAAUCCAAAAAUUAUUUGCACCAAAAAUUCACACAUCCAGACAUUAAUCCAUUUGAUCCACUUGCUUCACUUCCCGAGGUUAAACUCACUCAUACCGUGCUAUACACACAUGAUCCACUAAAUAAUCUGAUUGGUUUCACUAAUAAGCUGAAUCCGUAUAGUAAGCGUGUCUACGCAAACCAACAACAGCCUGAAGUAGCGAUUCCUUUAAAGGCUGACGGAACUGAAUCAGCUAGUGGUAAACGACGAAAAAGAAUUGGAGUAUUGACUAGUGGUGGUGAUUCGCCUGGAAUGAAUGCAGUUGUUCGUGCGAUUGUAAGAGUAGCCAUUUCGCGUGAAUGUGAUGCAUAUGCUAUAUUUGAAGGAUUUGAAGGGUUGGUGCAGGGCGGAAAUUUGAUUAGAAAAUUUGGUUGGGGUGAUGUGAGAGGUUAUCUGGCUAUUGGUGGUACUCUUAUAGGAACUGCACGAUGCAACGCUUUUCGUACUCGAGAGGGCCGAUUAAAGGCAGCAUGCAAUUUAGUAAAAAAUGGAAUUGACGCUCUUAUUGUAUGUGGCGGUGAUGGUUCUUUGACCGGCGCGGAUACAUUAAGGUCUGAAUGGUCUGGUUUGAUAGAAGAAUUGGUUAAAGAAGGACAAUUGACACAGAAAGAGGUAACACCCUUCACUCACCUUAUAAUAGUGGGGAUGGUUGGCUCUAUUGACAAUGACAUGUCAUCAACAGACCUUACAAUCGGGGCAGUAACAUCAUUACAUCGUAUUUGUGAAGCUGUUGAUAGCAUCUCUUCGACAGCUUUAAGUCAUUCGCGUGCUUUUGUUAUUGAAGUAAUGGGCAGAUAUUGUGGAUGGUUGGCUUUGAUGGCUGCUGUCAGUACUGGCGCAGAUUUUGUCUUUAUUCCAGAACGUCCUCCAUCUACUGACGAUUGGGAAUCUGAAAUGUGUGAGGUUUUAGGACGGUAUCGUAAACUUGGUAAACGUAAAACCAUUGUUAUCGUCGCAGAAGGAGCAAUCGAUAAACAUCUUAACCCUAUCAAGGCGAACUAUAUCAAAGAACUAUUAAUUAAUCGUAUGGGAUUAGAUACUCGUGUCACUUGUUUGGGUCACAUACAGAGAGGAGGCAGUCCUUGUGCCUAUGACAGAAAUUUAGCUACAAGUCAAGGAGUUGAGGCCGUUGAAGCUGUUCUUGAAUCUACUCCAGACACACCUUCCCCAAUGAUUGGUAUCCGGGAAAAUAAAAUCACUCGUCAACCAUUAAUGAAGGCCGUUCAAUUAACUCAACAAGUUGCUAUUGCUAUUAGCGAAAAAGAUUUUAGACGGGCAAUGGAAUUACGCGAUCCUGAAUUUGCAGAUGAUUACGAUGCGUACAUUGCUACUACUACAGUAGAUGAUUAUUCUAUGCUUUUACCAGAACAUCAGCGUCUUCGCAUUGGUAUUAUUCAUAUUGGUGCUCCAGCUGGAGGAAUGAAUCAAGCAACCCGUGCAGCCGUACGAUUUGCUUUAAAUCGUGGUCACAUCACAUUGGCUAUACAAAAUGGAUUUCCCGGACUUUUAGACGACAAUGUACAUGAACUCUCAUGGAUCGAUGUCGAUGGUUGGGCGGCGAAAGGUGGCUCAGAAUUGGGCACAAAUCGAACAGAACCAGAUAUCGAUCUGGGAAUGAUCGCGUACAAAUUUCAAAAGCACAGAAUUAAUGCAUUACUUUUGAUUGGUGGAUUCGAGGCGUACGCAUCUCUCGUUAUGUUAAAUGCUGCACGAGACAAGUACCCAGCAUUCUGCAUACCGAUGGUGUGUUUACCAGCAACUAUCUCAAAUAACGUACCAGGAACUGAUUUUUCAUUGGGUUGUGACACAUCAUUGAAUGUUAUUGUUGAGAGUUGUGAUGCUAUUAAACAAUCUGCAUCAGCGUCCAGACGAAGGGUUUUUGUGGUGGAAGUACAAGGUGGAAAUUGUGGAUACCUUGCCGUUGGAGCCACAAGUACAUACAUACCUGAAGAAGGAGUAUCAUUAAAAACUUUACAGGCAGAUAUCAAUCAUUUAACACGUCGAUUUGGUGAAGAUAAAAAACGCACUAGUUCAGGACGUUUAAUUCUAAGAAAUGAACGUGUUUCCGAUACAUACACAACAAGCUUAACAGCCGACAUCAUUCAAACAGAAGGUCGAGGAUUAUUUGAUUGUCGAACAUGCGUGCUUGGACAUACUCAACAAGGAUCCUCACCUUCACCACUUGACCGAAUACGCGCAGUAAGACUUGCCGUGAAAUGCAUAAACUUUUUAGAGAACCACGCGUUGAGUUCAUUGGUACUAAAUGAAACUAGCAGUACGCGUCCAAAGAUAUUUAAUAAUCAGAAAGAAUCUGCAGCGGUGAUUGGUAUUCUUGGUGCACAUGUUGCUUUUAAUCCGAUAGUUGACUUAAUACAAGAUACUGAUAUGAAGAAUCGUGUCAGUAAGAAAGCCUGGUGGAUUGAUCUUAAAAAUUUAGUGGAACUCUUAUCUAAAUGGGGAUACACAGAAGAUCACUCUAAAUAA